UAUCCGAAACCUGAAACGGAUAGGUCUGACACAAAAGCGCUUACACAUUUUAGCUCAACGGGGCCGACCGAUAAACAAAACAAAGCCAGUGAUCUUGGCCAAUCGUGUGAGGGACAGAGAGCGAGAGAGAAAUGCUCAGGAUAUUGGCGAGGAGAGCAGCUUCGGCUUCAUCAUCUCUUAAUUCGCAUCCAUGGAAAGCUCACUCAUUAAAGACGAGGCAUUUAUGCUUUGGAGUCCUUCCCGACGGCAUUGACCGUACCUCCGAGCCCUUCGCUCGCAACUCCAACGCCAUGGACGACCUCAUCUCCGACCUCCAAUCUCACAUAACCAAGGUGCUUGCUGGAGGAGGAGCGGAUGCCGUGAAGAGGAAUAGGAGUAGGAAUAAGCUUCUACCGAGAGAAAGAAUCGAUCGCCUGCUUGAUCCCGGUUCUUCGUUCCUUGAACUUUCGCAGGUUCAGGAUAUAAUCAUAAUUCCCGUGUUAAUCGGCCAUGAAUUAUAUGAAGACCCAUUGCCAUCCGCUGGCAUCAUUACUGGAAUAGGUCCAGUGCAUGGACGGCUUUGUAUGUUUGUGGCUAAUGACCCUACCGUUAAGGGAGGGACUUACUAUCCUAUAACCGUUAAGAAGCAUCUUAGGGCGCAAGAGAUUGCCGCUAAAUGCAAUUUACCUUGCAUAUAUCUUGUUGAUAGUGGAGGCGCUUAUCUUCCCAAGCAGGCUGAUGUCUUCCCCGACCGGGAUAAUUUUGGUAGAAUUUUCUAUAAUCAAGCUGUAAUGUCUGCUGAAGGAAUUCCCCAAAUUGCGCUGGUAUUGGGUUCAUGCACAGCUGGGGGUGCCUACAUACCUGCAAUGGCCGAUGAAAGUGUAAUGGUCAAAGGGAAUGGCACUAUUUUUCUAGCGGGGCCCCCACUCGUGAAGGCUGCUACAGGAGAAGAAGUAUCUGCCGAGGAUUUGGGGGGUGCCACCGUGCAUUGCAAGACAUCAGGAGUUUCAGAUUACUUUGCUCAAGAUGAACUGCACGGACUUGCUAUUGGUAGGAACAUCAUUAAGAACUUGCACAUGGCUGGGAAGGAAGGGCUGUUAAAUGGAUUGCAAAAUAUAUACCGGGAAUAUAAAGAACCAUUAUACGAUGUAAAGGAACUUCGUUCCAUUGCACCUACUGACCUUAAGCAGUCCUUUGAUAUACGAUCAGUUAUUGCUCGCAUUGUUGAUGGAAGUGAAUUUGACGAAUUCAAGAAAUUGUAUGGCACUACUCUUGUAACGGGUUUCGCUAGGAUUUUUGGACAGCCAGUUGGAAUUAUUGGAAACAAUGGGAUAUUAUUUAAUGAAUCUGCUCUAAAAGGGGCCCAUUUCAUUGAACUAUGUGCUCAACGAAACAUUCCUUUGGUCUUCCUUCAGAACAUCACUGGAUUUAUGGUUGGCUCAAGAUCUGAGGCCAACGGCAUAGCAAAAUCUGGAGCAAAGAUGGUCAUGGCAGUUUCCUGUGCGAAGGUUCCCAAAGUUACUAUAAUUGUUGGUGGAAGCUUUGGUGCUGGAAAUUAUGCAAUGUGUGGUCGUGCUUAUAGUCCUGACUUCAUGUUCCUUUGGCCAAAUGCCAGAAUUUCUGUAAUGGGUGGUGCUCAGGCUGCUGGUGUGCUGUCUCAAAUUGAAAAAACUAACAAGAAAAAGCAAGGGAUUCAGUGGAACAAGGAAGAAGAGGAAAAAUUCAAGGCAAAGGUCGUGGAGGCUUAUGAGAGAGAAGGGAGUUCUUAUUACUCCACGGCGAGGCUCUGGGAUGACGGAGUUAUCGAUCCAGCCGACACAAGAAAAAUUAUUGGUCUCUGCAUUUCUGCUUCUAUGAACCGCGACAUAGAUGAUACCAAGUAUGGUGUAUUUAGAAUGUGAUGAGAGAUCAUUUUACGUACAAGAAGAAGCAGCCAAAACUGUGCUGCGCAUAAAUCCAGAUGCGUUCAUUUGAAAUCUUGUAAGCUUUUAUGCGAAAGAGGAGCAAGCAACAAAUUGAAACAAAAGAAAAAAUAACAAAAAUAAAUUAGGCUUCUAGAGCCCAUCCUUGAUCAUGAGAUGACAAGAAAUUAUAAAGAGUUUUUCUAUUCUAUA
This is a messenger RNA of Carya illinoinensis, 2093 nucleotides long. RefSeq names its product methylcrotonoyl-CoA carboxylase beta chain, mitochondrial. Gene Ontology annotation, molecular function: methylcrotonoyl-CoA carboxylase activity. The record is from RefSeq and is a predicted model, not a curated record. The coding region runs from base 132 to 1880 and encodes 582 amino acids. Lineage: Eukaryota; Viridiplantae; Streptophyta; Magnoliopsida; Fagales; Juglandaceae. The transcript has 11 exons. Gene Ontology annotation, biological process: L-leucine catabolic process. Gene Ontology annotation, cellular component: methylcrotonoyl-CoA carboxylase complex; mitochondrion.